AUGGCUUCAUUCAUCAGAAAUUUGGUGUUUCUUUUGGUUUUCCUGCAUUCUUCAAAAAGUCAUGCAGAAGAUCAAAUUCUUGGAUCAAACAAUAACCGUGAUUUACUUGUUCAAUGUUCAUACAAGUUCGUUAAGAAAUACUUCUUCUCAGGUGAAGCUUUAUCAGGAUCAGUUCUAGCUGUCAGUCUAACAUCAGCUUCGUUAAAUCUUCAAAAUCAAAUGUUACAAGCAUUUCAAUUGGAUAAAGAUAUCUCUUGGUCCAUAGUUAUCAGAUAUCCACGAAAUUCUGCAACAAAACAAACUCAAUUCGUUCUCCACGAAAAACCUCAGUCAUAUUUUGUCGUCCUCGAAAAUCUAGAUGACGAAGAUAUGAUUGACAUCUUCGAAGACUGGAAAUCUAUGCCAAAUUGGAAUCCUUUGGCACAGUUUGUUGUAAUGCUAGUUAGCAUUGAAGAAACCGAAGAUGAAAUGACUGAGUUAAUGGUCGAUACCAUGUUGAUGUUUAUGACUAAGAAAAUCUUCAAUAUUAACAUUAUUGCUCAGACUGAAGAAGAUGGACAUAUUUAUUCGAAAACAGCUUUUCCCUAUGAACCUGAGAAUAAUUGUGGAAAACGAAUUAUUGCAUUUAAAACUUUGGACAUCUGUCAAUAUGAAGAUGAUGAUGUUGAUUUGGGAUUGAUUAAAUCAGAACAACUAAGUCGGGGAUUGUUUUUGGAUAAAAUUCCUAAGGAUUUAAGUGGAUGUCCUUUGGUGGCAUAUUCCAGAUCCUGGGAGCCUUAUAUGUUUGUCGAAGAUGGUCAAAUAAAAGGAAUCGAAUGGAUGUUAGUGCAGACUAUUGCCGAAAGUUUACAUAUCGAUAUAAAUAUUUUGAUACAAAACAAGACUUUGUAUCAUAUUUUUCAAGGCUUAAUCGAUGGUAAAAUCGAUAUUGUUAUCGGUGGAAUUGAUGAAGACCCAAAUAUGAGCCAAUUCGUCUCAGCAAGUGUUCCAUACUUACAAGAUGACUUAACCUGGUGUGUGUCCAAAGCAAGGAAGACCCUUCAUUGGUUAAAUUUCGUUCAAGUUUUCAGUCCAGAAACUUAUGCCACAUACUUUAGUUUCAUCAUUUGUAAUGCCAUUGCAAUCUAUGUGAUUCAAAAAAGUCCUACAAUUCGAACAAAACUGUGCAAUAGCUUUUUUGGUCUACUUUUUAUUUUGAUCGGAAUUGCUUUAAGUCAAGGACCUCCAGCAGUUUAUCUUAAAUUAAGUCUACGUAUUUGCAUUAUGAUGGCACUUGCAGCUAGUGUUAUCCUAGGAAGUACUUAUAAUUCUUUCCUUGUAAGUUCCCUCACAAGUCCAAAUACAUUGCCACAAAUUAAGAAGACGACUCAAAUUGUAGACCAUAAAAUGUCGGUUGCUGGAAGUGUGGAAAUCAUACGGCACUUGGAUAAAGAUGGAAGUAUUUUCAAAUACAUUCGUCAUCAAUUCCAUAUGUGCUACGACAUAGAACAAUGUUUGCAGAAAGCUGCAAAGGAUGAAACUUUCGCAGUUGCAAUUUCUCGUCAAUAUUCUAUUCAUAAUCCCCGAAUACCAAGAGAUAAUCUUUAUUGCUUCGGUCGUGACGAACAUAUUUAUACUUACUUGGUGACCAUGCUGAUGCCGAAAAAGUUCCAUCUUUUUCAUCAAAUAAAUCCAAUAAUUCAAUACAUCAUUGAAUCAGGUCACUUGCUAAAGUGGACCAGAGAUUUGGAGCAGCAAAGAAUGUUAAAAGCUCAACGUAUUUUGGAUGAUAAUCAAAUCAUGAAACUAGAAGUUAGUCAAAUUUUGGGAAUACUUGCAUGUACUUUGAUAUUUUUAGGAAUUUCUUUGAUAGUAUUUGGUUUGGAGAAAUUAGUGUAUCGAAUGGUUAAACGUGGUACCAGAGUUAUAAUUGUUAAGGAGUUACACAAACAUUUUUCAAAAGCACUUUAAUGUUUUCAGUAAUAAAAAUUAAAAUACCCUUUUUUGCUGAACAUCUAACAUUUAAAUCAAUUUUUUACUUUUAAUGUUACUACACGAAAUCGAUGGUCCUUAACAGUUUUUUUUAAGUAAUAAAUUAGUAAAAUAAUAAAUUUUAAUAAUUGAUUUUAAA
Messenger RNA from Episyrphus balteatus (marmalade hoverfly), 2110 nucleotides. RefSeq lists its product as uncharacterized. Bases 1 to 1950 code for a protein of 649 amino acids. The record is from RefSeq and is a predicted model, not a curated record. NCBI's taxonomy places the organism in Eukaryota, Metazoa, Arthropoda, Insecta, Diptera, Syrphidae. The transcript is spliced from 3 exons.